Messenger RNA from Caenorhabditis briggsae, 3093 nucleotides. The coding region runs from base 1 to 3093 and encodes 1030 amino acids. The record is from RefSeq and is a predicted model, not a curated record. The transcript is spliced from 9 exons. Lineage: Eukaryota; Metazoa; Nematoda; Chromadorea; Rhabditida; Rhabditidae.
AUGAACAGUGAAGAAGAUGAUUUAUAUGCAUUGGCUCUUGGCGAAGAGUAUAUCCCAACAGGAGCAUCAACCUCGAUGAUGAACGCGCCUUCUCAUUCUCAGCCAGAAAAGCGAACGACACCUGAACCGUCUUCUACCGAUGCUCAUGUUCAUGCAGCGCUCUUUCGUAAACUUUUGAUAGGAGCCCGAAGUCAAAUUAAGAAACUAACGGAUAAAAAUGCGGAACUGCAAAAAAAACUACAAAACGCGAUCGAGUCCAGUGGAGUUGUCAUUUGUCCAAACUGUACUCAUCAUUUCAAAGAUCGGCAGUGUCCGUUGCGACCGCGAGCGAUGAAGAAAAUGAGAGCUCGCAGCACCGUGGAGUUGGAAUUCAAUAAUCUUGAAGAUAUGGAAACUUGGCUCUAUUUGAAUCAGUUAGAAACAAACAACGAUGGAAUGCCGACUGUUAUGCCUGUAAAAAAACCACUUGUGGCUGAACCUUCGCUGAAAGAUGUAGGGAGUUUAAUUCAUGGGCAUUUUGAAAAUAAGAAAAAACAAGGAACGGAGAGAAAAUCUGAGAAUUUGCGAAGAAAAGAACGAGAAAAUAAUGAAAGAAGAUCCAACGACAAGCAUGCCAAUGAUAGUAACGAUCGCAAGAAUGACCGCACGAGAAAGGAUAAAGAUUAUGAAGAAAGGAAGCGAAGGAAUUCGAAAGAAGCAUCUCAAAAGUCACACUCACGGAUAUCGAAAUCUAGUGAACGGAAAAGCAAUACAGCUGAUGACAGGAAACCAUCUCACAGUCAUAGAACCAGCGAGAGAACUGUUGAGAGGCCUGAAAAUCACAAAAGAAAACGGUCGACAGGUGAUGCAGAAGUUCCAGAUUCCAAAAUUCGGAAGAAAGCUUUGGAAGACAGACUACGAUUUCCCUCUCAAACUGUUGAUUCACCUAAUGCAUUCGAUUCAAUCCAAGAGCGUUCGAGGCUUUCUAAUAAAACUUCGCCAAACAGAGAAAACGCAUCCUCUGAGAAGACAACAUCGUCAAGGAAACCGAUUGUGUGGGACACUUCGAAAUCUGCCGCCAAGAAAAACGAAUCGAAUACCAUCGAGUCCAGAAGCUCUUUACCGUUUGAAUUCAAAGUGAAAUCCGCCGAUAAGAACGCUAGAGUUUGUUCGAUUCCAUCCAAAGCUGUAGAUCAGAUUGCUCUGACUUUGAAAGCUGCUACAAAAUCAUCUGCUCCGACUUCCAAUACAUCUGAAAGCAGCACGUCGAAUGGGACAAUACCUGAACAAAAAUACAAGUUUGUGCCUACUUCAAAGAAACGUCUCUCUUCAGCUCCGGAUCAAAAAGAGAACGAACAAAUCGUGGCAGAUCCUAAAAUGUCUAGUAUUCAAAAGACAGACCCUGAACUUGUUCCAAUUUUAAAAAACGAAGUCUCGAUAAAAAGCGAUACAAAACCUGUUCAGGAAACAAGUAGUUGGAAACUAAUUCCUGUUAAACAGACCGCUGCGGUUCGCGAUCAUAUUGCUAUGCGAGCACAUGAACGUCAAAUCGCUCAGUUGAAGUGGUCAGGGAAUAUGAUAGUUUUGCCUACAGUAUCCAAGAAUGAUUGCUCAUCGUCUGCACAAUCAAUUGAAACUACAAGUUCCGAAUCGGGUAAUAGUAAACAAAAUGCUAGGGAAGCAUUGAAGAACUAUGGGCUAUCAGCAGAAGGAAUUGCGAUGCUUCAAAAGUGGAAGAAAACUGAGAAGCAAUCGAAUCGAGCGAGACUAAAAUUGAAGAGUUUGUUGAAAAAAGUGUCAAAGUGCGACUCCACAACAAAUCAGUCAGAUAUUUCGAUAAAAACUGUUCAAGCCAGAAAUUUAGCCGACAUUCCUAUCGUAUCGAAUGAUUUCGACGAACCGGACAAUAGAAAAAAUACGACUGAGGAUGAUGAUGGACUUGAUGAAUUCUUCCCGGAUCUAGCAAAAACCCGUCAACGAGUUCCUUCUGCUACGAAUGCAGAGUUUGCAUGUCGACCAUGUUCUACAGGAAGCUUCUGUUCAAUGGUAGAUCGAGAAGAGGUCGAGCUACAGCACCUAAUACGACAAGAUUCCGCAGUACCUCCUAACGGCGACUUCCUCAUGAAUGCGGAAGGUCCAUCCCAUAACCAAACUCUCACUCAGCAAAAUACAGAAAACUCAAAAGAAGAAGAAGAAGAGGAUGGAAACUCGAAAAUCGACGAAUCAAGUCAAAAUAGUGACUGGAAAGAGUUUUGUUUGGAAGAUUUGGAAGAAGAAUUAGACGAUACUAUGCGAGAACAGAGGCUUUCCGAAAUAGAUUAUCUAGAAAAUAGUCUAGAAGAAAGCGAUGAGGAGAAAGAAGGUUGGCUGGAUCUCGAGCAAGAAAAUUUGACUGAUGAUGAAGAGUCAUCGGAGAUUCCACAAAGCAAUUUGCAUGACAACGUGGACGAGGUUCCUGGGGAAUCUGAGCACAGGUGCUCAGAUUCGAACGCUCUGGAAAUGAAGAGCGAGUUCCGUCUAUCAGAUGACGAAGAUACUCAAUCACCGCUGACGUCAACUCCAAGAAGAGAAAGUGCACCAUUUGAUGUUGGUGUCCCUGAUGAGGUCGAGCAGGAUGACGUGGAUGAGCCACGACGACCGAGAGAUGACAGUUUUAUAGAUGAGUUGGAUUGGAAUUACGGUAUGGACGAUGAAGACGACGGAGACAGUAAGAAAUCAGAUGAAGAUGAAGGAGCAGAAACACUAAUGCAAGGCGAAGGCGUAGGAGAAACAACGGAUGCAACCGAAAAUCAAGGAAAUGGUGAUCAAAUAGAAGAGGGAGAAAUAUCAGAAGAGGAAGAAGAAAUAGAACAGAAUGUUCCAGUCAAGGAAACGAAGAAGCCAAUGAGGGAAAGAAUCAAAUAUGUUCGGGAGGAGGCUGUUCCGGAGAGGCAGGAAAAAAGAAGAAGUCCAGACCGCAAGUAUCGCGAUAGCCGUCACCAAUCGCGACCCGAAAGGGAACGAUCCAGAAGAUCACCACGAAGACGACGAAGCUCAGAUGAAAAUAGAGAACGCAGUAAGAAGCGGGAUGAAAGACCAGAUACGCACCGAUCUCUAUUGAAACGCAGAAACUGA